Messenger RNA from Gallus gallus (chicken), 1796 nucleotides. Its product is annotated as collagen alpha-1(I) chain-like. The transcript is spliced from 3 exons. The record is from RefSeq and is a predicted model, not a curated record. Lineage: Eukaryota; Metazoa; Chordata; Aves; Galliformes; Phasianidae. The coding region runs from base 1 to 753 and encodes 250 amino acids.
AUGCAGCAUUCACUUCUUCUGUCCGGCGCUUUAUUUCCGAGCGGGGCGCGCAGCGGCGGCCGCUCCGCAGCCGCGGAUGUCUUUCGCUGCACUCCCGCGGCGCCGCUUCUGAGCGCGGUACGAACCAACGCCGCACUUUUUCGGGCGGAAAAAAAUACCGGGGGGGACUCGCGGCGGCCGGGCCGAGACCCCCGGGCGGGCGCCCCCCGGAGCGGGACCGUCGGGGCGCCCUGGAGAAGGGGAGCGGACACCUCCCGGAGGGCCGGGGGGAAUGAGCGGCGGGAGGGGGGAAAGGGAGAGAGGCACCGGGGCCUGGGGAGAGAUCGGGCCAACGGGGUAAGCUCCCCCCGCCCGACAACGGGUCCCCCCGCUCUGCGGCCGGCAGCCUCCUCUCUUUUCGUUUUCCCUUCUAUUAUUGUUUAUUUCUUUCUUCACCCUGCCCCCCGCCCGACUUUGUCUCGGGUCGGGGGGAGGCGGCUGCCCCCCCGUGCCCGGCCGUGCUGCCCGCCCGGCCCGGUGACACUGCCGUCGGUUUUCCUGCGCCGUGUCAACGCUUCGGCCGGGUGUUGGAGGCCGCGUUUCGUGAGCUCGGCUCUCGCUUGUCCGAGGCAGAGCCUCAGGGCAGCUCCGCGCCUGCGGGGAGCAAUGCGGGUACGACAGCUCCGUACUCAACCCCUGCUGCCGCGGGGGCCUUUGCUCGCCUUCUCUAUUGGAGUCUCGAACACCUCCCGCCCGCCGCAAGGUGGGGGCUGAGGUUCGGAGCCGGUCCGUGUGGGUGGCACGGUGCGAGCGGGGUUCCGAUGGGGGAUGCGGAGGGAGCUGGAGAUGAACCCCGGCCCGCGACCCCGGCUAACCCGGCCCGAACCGUCGGCGGAGGAUGGACGCAUCGCAGCGCCGGCCCGAAACCGGGAGAAAGUAAUGCGAGGGGAAGUAAUAGGAAGGAAAAACACCGAAAGCAACGAAUAAUAAAAGGAAAAAUAAUAAUAAUAAUGAGGGGGGCGAGGGGGGAAGAAAAAAAUAAUAAAAGGGAAAAUAGUAAUAAAAGGGUAAGUAAUAAAAGGAAAAUAAUAACAGGAAGAAAUAACAAAGGGUAAAUUUAAUAAGAGGAAAAAGCCGCAACUCCAGGGGCCGCGGUGGCGCUGAGGAAGAGCCGCAGCCCUUCGGCCUCAGCCCCCGUCUGGGCGGCGCUGGGGCCGUGUGAGCGCGGAGCUCCGUGCGCGGCCGGCCCGGGCCCGGGGAUGCUCCCGCGGGUGCGCCACAGAGCGCCCGAUAACAGCGGCGGGGGCGGACCCCCAGCACCGCCCCUCUGCGCUCCGGCGGGGUUUGGCCCCUUCCCGGGGCCGCCGGGCGAUGCGCGGAGAGCCGGCCCGGCUGGCAGCCCGGCCGCGUUGAACAUUAACCGGCCCCACACGCCGCGGAGCAAAACGAAUCAUCUCGCAGGUUCUAACAAAACGUCCCGUAAAGGCCACCUCGUAUGCACUCAGCGCUCUCGGCUCUGAGCCUUGCCGGUGCGAUGGAGUACCUAUCUGCCACCCCGCUUCCUCCCACCCUGCCCCCAAAUGCUGCCCGCGGCCCUAACCGCGGCCCCGCAAGCCCCUGGGUGCCGGCGUGCGGCUUACGGGAGCUGCCCCAUACAACAGAGACACCCUAUACACCUCGGCCUGGCCCCGCCGUGUGCGGUCGUUACGUGUUUUUCUCUGGAUUAAAAAGAAAAUAAAAAGAUUUUUUUUUUUUUUUAAUCCCAAUGCUGCGCGGUGCUGUGCAGCCCCAUGGGCGGGGAUCGAUGAGCACGCAGG